Molecule: messenger RNA, 993 nt
Organism: Ilex paraguariensis (yerba mate)
Lineage: Eukaryota; Viridiplantae; Streptophyta; Magnoliopsida; Aquifoliales; Aquifoliaceae
Source: the annotation of a GenBank genome assembly
AUGACUUCUGGUGAUGCUGCUGGUUCUGUGAUCGGGUCUUCCCAAGGACUUGACUGUGUUGCCAUCCACCAAUUUGCUCUUUACUUAUCCCUGAGCGGCCUGCCUUUUUUUCAGAGAAGCCAAAAACAAAAAAAAUCAUGCAUUUGGUUGAAAACCUUUCAGGGAAACACCAGUGAUGAGAUACCUAUGCCUACUUAUUUUCGUUUCCUUCCCUUGCUUGCCUUCAAAAUAUUUGCUGCAGAGCAGGUGGAUGUUGCUAUCAUGGAGGUUGGGUUAAGUGGAAAAUUUGAUGCAACGAAUGUGGUUCAGACACCGACUGUGUGUGGUAUAUCUUCCCUUGGAUAUGACCACAUGGAAAUUCUUGCAGAAAACACUCUUGGAGAAAUUGCCGGGGAGAAGGCUGGUAUUUUCAAGCUUGGAGUUCCAGCUUUUACUGUGCCCCAACCGGAUGAAGCAAUGUGUGUGCUUGAAGAGAAGGCUUCCCAGUUGGAUGUACAUCUUCAAGUAGCAGCCCCGUUAGACAUCAACUUGCUGAAUGGUCUACAUCUUGGGCUUGACAGUGAGCACCAAUAUAUAAAUGCUGGUCUUGCUGUUGCAUUAAGCUCUACUUGGCUUCAAAGGACUGGCCAUCUUGAAGUCAAUUACCUGCUGCAACAGACUACCUCUCUGCCUGAGCAAUUCAUUAAAGGGUUAACAACUGCUGCUUUGCAAGGACGGGCUCAAGUUGUCCCUGAUCAGCUGAUGGGGAUUGAAAGCCCCGGAAAUCUCGUGUUCUACUUGGAUGGAGCCCAUAGUCCUGAAAGCAUGGAAGUAUGUGCAAAAUGGUUCUCUCUUGCAAUCAAAGAUUACCAUGAGCCAAUGUCCUUCAGUAAUUUGGUAGAUGAUUAUAAAAGAGCUUCACUUGAAUCAGUACGGAUGGACCACCAUGAGACUUCCAAGAAGAAUCUCACACAGGUAAGGGCCUUUCAACCUUGUUGGAUCUGUAUAAGUUGA